CACCUUGUGAAAAAUGUUCAAUCCGGCCAUUCUCCUCUUCGUCCUUUUAUUCUUCGUUGUCUCAAGUGCCGAAUCCAUAAUCAAUCGACAACCUCAGGAGUUCAGAUCUUUCAAGAUCCAAAACACCCAGACAACCCAGAGUCAGACCGGGAGGAGCACCUGUUCAUACACGGUGACCAUAAAAACGAGCUGCUCAUCAGUAAGAUUCACCCGAGACAGAAUCAGCCUCUCAUUCGGCGAUGCUUACGGUAACCAGGUUUAUGUCCCAAGGUUGGACGACCCAUCGUCUCGGAUUUUCGAGCACUGCUCGACGGAUACGUUUCAGAUAAGAGGGCCAUGUACCUAUCAGAUUUGUUAUCUCUAUCUGCUAAGAUCCGGUUAUGAUGGUUGGAAGCCGGAGACAGUGAAGGUGUACGGAGCUUCUAAGGUUUCCUUCAAUUACAACACCUUCAUUCCCAAUGGAGUUUGGUUUGGUUUCAAUCUCUGCAAUUCCAAUCUCAACGACGUUUCCAGUUCCAUCUCCUCCUCCUCCUCUGCUGCUGCUGUUUCCAUGUAG
Telopea speciosissima is the source of this 556-nucleotide messenger RNA. RefSeq names its product embryo-specific protein ATS3A-like. The record is from RefSeq and is a predicted model, not a curated record. Lineage: Eukaryota; Viridiplantae; Streptophyta; Magnoliopsida; Proteales; Proteaceae. The transcript is spliced from 3 exons. Gene Ontology annotation, molecular function: protein binding. Bases 14 to 556 code for a protein of 180 amino acids.